CUACAUUGACAGUGGUGCUUGAAGCCGAGAGGGUCAGGGGGAGGAGAGGCAAGAGAGUGUGGAGCGAGAAUACGACAGGAGAUCCUCCACAGAGUGGCCAAUUUGACCGAACCAUCCUUCACCAGCCUGGCUACAAAUGCUCCUGCAUCCUGGCCGCUCCGACCGACCAACACGGAAAAUCGGAUUGUCCGCUGCAGUCGUGUCCGGGAAUAGAAACAGAAGAUGAUUACGAGCCAGCAGAAGCCAUGGAGAUAGGCCUGGUACUUGAGUCUUAUUGAAAUUAGGCUCUGCUUGUUGGGUGUGGUACAUCCAUCUGGAGUUUGGUGUGCCAGUUGGCCCGCAUCUGUUUACUCCUAGCCUUUGGCCGUGCAACGCGGCUUCUACAAACCUCUCCUCUCUUCGUCAAAAUUUCGUCUAGGGGGAUAAAUGAGUGAACCGGUCGUAAGGGAAAGGGCUGGAACAUGUACCAGAACCCUGACAGAAUGUCCUGGUUCAGUGGUCUCCUAGUUGCCCGAGUGGAUGACCGCAAGACUGCGUGGGGUGAACGCAAUGGCAAGAAGUCCAAACGGAAGGGAGGCUCUUCUCUCUGCAGCCCGCGUUACAUGAGCUGUCUGCGGGACCCGGAUGCUAUGGAGCCCCCUUCCGGAGCCCCCCUCCCUCAGCACCAUCGCGGAGGGGUGGCUGGGGCUAUUGGAGGUGGGGGGAACUUCGGUGUUCGCUGCGGAUGGCAGGAGGAUCACUACGGCAAGAGGGGAGGGGCUUCUGGGGAAGGAGUGGGGCUGAAAUCAGUUGACUUGGGCUUCGAGGAUGGCGAAUUAAAAGGCAGAAAAGGGGGAUGCAACGGAGGAAGCGGCGACAUGGGAGAUGAGAGUCCCAACGGAGCAGGAGGUGUGGUGACAGCUGCGGACUGCUGGCUGAGGGUGGUGCGAGUAUUCCAGUCGAAAAAAUUCCAAUCCCGGAAACUGGAACGUCUUUACCAGCGUUACUUCUUCAGGCUGAACCAGAGCUCCUUGACCAUGCUUAUGGGGGUGCUUGUGAUCGUGUGUGGCAUCAUGCUGACCUUCCACUGUGUCCACGCUGUUCCUGACGUGGCCUACUCAUCAGCCCUGUCCGUGGCCAUGGCUCUCUUCAUGGCUCUCAUGGUGGUUUGCAACCGCAAUGGCUUUCACCAGGACUACAUGUGGAUGGUCAGUUACCUGGUGAUUGGAGUCUUGUUGUUGGUGCAGGUGUUUGGAGUGUUCAUGGUGGCGCCCAGGAGUGCUUCAGAAGGAAUCUGGUGGUCUGUGUUCUUCAUCUACAUCAUCUACACUCUGCUUCCUGUGAGGAUGAGGGCUGCGGUGCUGAGUGGAGCAGUGCUGUCCAUCAUUCACGUGGUGACCACCUGGCAGAUGAACCAAGAAGACAAGUUCCUCUGGAAACAGGUGAGUGCUAAUGUCCUCAUCUUCCUGUGCACCAACAUCAUUGGCAUCUGUACCCACUACCCGGCAGAGGUUUCUCAGAGACAAGCCUUUCAGGAGACCAGAGGGUACAUCCAGGCCAGGCUUCACCUGCAGAGGGAGAAUCAGCAGCAGGAACGUCUGUUGCUUUCAGUGUUGCCAAGGCAUGUUGCCAUGGAGAUGAAGGCUGACAUCAAUGCCAAGAAGGAAGACAUGAUGUUUCAUAAGAUCUACAUCCAGAAACACGACAAUGUCAGUAUUCUGUUUGCAGAUAUCGAGGGUUUCACCAGCCUGGCUUCCCAGUGCACAGCCCAGGAGCUGGUCAUGACACUCAACGAACUCUUUGCCCGUUUCGACAAGCUGGCAUCGGAGAACCACUGUCUCCGCAUUAAAAUUUUGGGUGAUUGUUACUACUGUGUGUCGGGGCUGCCUGAGCCCCGCGCCGACCACGCCCACUGCUGUGUGGAGAUGGGUGUCGACAUGAUCGAGGCCAUCUCGUUGGUGCGCGAGGUGACGGGGGUCAACGUGAACAUGCGCGUCGGUAUUCACAGUGGGCGUGUCCACUGUGGCGUGCUGGGACUCAGGAAGUGGCAGUUUGACGUGUGGUCGAAUGACGUCACGCUGGCCAAUCACAUGGAGGCGGGAGGCAAAGCAGGGCGGAUCCACAUCACCAAGGCCACACUGCAGUACCUGAACGGGGACUAUGAGGUGGAGCCAGGUUAUGGAGGUGAGAGGAAUGCAUAUCUGAAGGAGAACAGCAUCGAGACCUUCCUGGUCCUGGGCUGCAGCCAGAAACGGAAGGAGGAGAAGGCGAUGAUGGCGAAGAUGCAGCGGACGAGGGCCAACUCUAACGAGGGGCUGAUGCCACGCUGGGUGCCCGACAGAACUUUCCCCAGGACCAAAGACUCCAAAGUCUUCAGACAAAUGGGAAUUGAUGAGUCCUCCAGUAAAGACAACCGUGGUGUUCAGGAGGCCAUGAACCCAGAGGAUGAGGUGGAUGAGUUUCUGGGGCGAGCCAUCGAUGCUCGGAGUAUUGACCAGCUCAGAAAAGACCAUGUCAAGAAGUUCCUUCUCACCUUCCAGACGUCCAGCCUGGAAAAAAAGUAUUCCAAGAAAGUCGAUGACCGUUUUGGGGGCUAUGUUGCCUGCACUCUGCUAGUAUUCUGCUUCAUUUCUUUCAUACAGAUUGUUAUCUUUCCACACACCCCAGUAAUGCUGGGAAUCUACAUCAGUAUCUUCAUCAUACUCGCCAACAUUCUCUUCAUCUGUGCCAUAUACUCUUGCAUCAAGCUCUUUCCAGGUGCGAUGCAAACUGUUUCGAAUAAGAUUGUCCAGUCUCGCACCAACAGCACCCUGGUUGGAGUGUUCUCCAUUAUUCUUGUCUUCAUCUCUGCCUUUGUAAAUAUGUUCGCCUGCGACACCCAGAGCUUGACUGAAUGCAUCGCUGAGACGCUGAACACCUCUGCAGCCCUGGUGACGCCCUGUCUGAUCCGCAGCUUGAAUGUGUCUGUCGAAGGGGGCCUAGAGAUCUGCCCAAGCCAAGGUCCUUCCUGCCCCUUUCCUGAGUAUUUCAGCUACAGUGUGCUGCUGACACUCCUGGCCUGCUCCGUGUUCCUGCAAAUCAGCAGCAUAGGGAAGCUGGCCCUCAUGCUGCUCAUCCAGCUCACCUUCCUGUUGCUCGUGGAGUGGCCACAAGUAGCACUAUUUGACAACGCAGACCUCUUUGUCACCUCCAAUGCCAUUGACUUAAAUGAAACCACCUGGUCAAGCUUGAAUGAAACUACGGUUGAGUGCCCAUACGUUGUGACCAAAGUGUCCCUGCGGGUCAUGACUCCAGUGAUCCUCACAGUCUUCGUCCUGGCACUGUACCUGCACGCACAGCAGGUUGAAUCUACUGCACGUCUCGACUUCCUCUGGAAACUACAGGCCACAGAGGAGAAGGAAGAGAUGGAGGAGCUGCAAGCCUACAACCGUCGCCUUCUUCACAACAUCCUGCCGAAGGAUGUGGCUGCUCACUUCUUGGCUCGCGAGCGGCGCAAUGACGAGCUGUACUACCAGUCCUGUGAGUGCGUAGCCGUCAUGUUCGCCUCCAUCAGCAAUUUCUCAGAGUUCUACGUGGAGCUGGAGGCCAACAACGAGGGGGUGGAGUGUCUCCGGCUGCUAAAUGAGAUCAUCGCCGACUUCGAUGAGAUCAUCAGUGAAGAGAAGUACAGGCAGCUGGAGAAAAUCAAGACCAUUGGUUCUACGUACAUGGCGGCCUCUGGUCUUAAUGACUCAACUUAUGACAAAGAGGGUCGUUCUCAUAUUACUGCACUAGCAGACUAUGCUAUGAGACUGAGAGAGCAGAUGAAAUAUAUCAAUGAGCAUUCCUUCAACAACUUCCAGAUGAAGAUAGGUCUGAACAUCGGGCCGGUGGUAGCGGGAGUUAUAGGGGCCCGGAAGCCUCAGUAUGAUAUCUGGGGAAACACAGUAAACGUGGCCAGUCGCAUGGACAGCACAGGUGUGCCUGACCGCAUACAGGUGACCACAGACCUCUACCAGGUGCUUGAUAGCAAAGGAUACGUGCUGGAGUGCCGUGGAGUCGUUAAGGUCAAAGGUAAAGGGGAAAUGACAACCUACUUCCUAAACGAUGGGCCGCCCAACAGCUAGCAGGCGUGACAGCAGCGGACGCUGGGACGGUACCCACUGCAAGGACACGGCACCACUGAGCGAGCACUCACAGUGCGAGCGAAACAGCUGAGAACUACAAUCGCCAUCACUUGAAUCCCAAGCAAAGAGGAAAACAUGAACUUUUAGGACUCCAGAAAAGGGACAGUGUUCUCAACCAGAGGAGAAAGUUCUUGUUUGACAGCCAUCUCGGCCAGCGUACAUGUUGGAGGACAACUUGUUUUUCUCAUGUCUAGCCUCUCUCUCAGGCUUCUUGAAAGAUGCAAAGUCUGUUUAUUUAAAACAGCGCCUUUUAGCCUGUGUCAAAAGAAGAUUAUCGCUGUACAUAAGGCUAUUUUUUAUUUAACUUUGUUGUUCUUUUGUUCGGUUUUUAUUUUUUUGCUUUGUUUGACACAAUUUAUGAACAGGUACUUUUGAUCCCGCUUUAAUUAUUUAUUUCAAUCUUGAUGUUUUGUGCUAAAGGUCCUUUAUGAAAAAAAAGUGUGGACACAUACGUGCACAAAUAUCCAGUUUAUUACACGUUUAUAAGUGUGUAUGUACAUGCAUAUUUGUGUGUGUAUGACUAUAUGUAUAAAUUGAGGAGGAAUAUAUUGACCAAAGACUAAAGUAUUUACUAAAAGCAAGGCAGAUAUGUUAUGUUCUCACUGAAGUCAGCAAUGAUCACCACGUCUGUUUUUGUUUUUUUUGGUUUUUGGCGGAGGGUUUGACUUCUGCCUCUUUCGCCCGACUUCUGGCAGUGGAGGCUCAUUUAUUAUAAAAUACACAGAGUUUAUUACCAUGUCAUUUAGGCAGCAGAGAGCAGAUGUCUAACUCUAAAGAACAAAAUUACCCUCAAUCAUUUUACCAGAUAAAAUUAAAAGUGAAUAAAGAUAACUAGAUAUGUUAUAAGAGGGGUUAUAUAUUUUUAUCUGAGCAAAACAGAGAAGAUCAACCUCAGAUUGGGAUCUUCGUCAUUCUCGUUUUGUGUUAGAUUAGAGGUUUCGCCGCUGGUUUGAUCUGACUGCUCCGUCCCUUUUAGAGCGGUCCUUUUUGUCUUUUUUUUUUUUUUGGUGGAAAUGAAGGAACAUAAAUCAGUGCGUUGUUCCAGAACCUCCAGGUGGGAAAGGGCAGAAACUUUGGAUUUCAACGCAGUUGCAUCAUGCAGCCUGAUUCUUCUAUGAAGAAGAAGUAGAUGAAGGAAAGAAAUAUCCGCUGAUCUCGACUGAAUACUGUGCUUUGUAAUCCUGAAGGGGCAUAACUAUUUUCACUGUGAGGUUUUUAUGAUACAACAAAACUGCUUUCUUGCCAAACAUAACUGCUUUGAGCAUGUCUUACUGUAGUUUCUUGUUUUCUUUCUUUUGAGGGGGUUUUUUGUUUGUUUCAACGUUGGGUAUUUUGUAUAAAUUCUGUACCCAUCAUUUGUAUAUUCUUAGUGUUGUUAUUAUUAUGAUGAUUCUGGUUGAUUAUUAUACUUAAUAUGAUGAUUCCAUUCCGAUGAAGAACAGCAAGCUUUCUUGUGAAAUUCAAAGCUCAAGCUCACUGGUAUCAACUGAUCAACUGCUGCCGAUGAGUUCUGCUGCCUAGUCUUGGUGUACAAGGCGGUAUCGAUGUUAAAAGUCUUAACCACUGAGCCAAACUGGUGUAUGGUUAUAAAAAUUAGAGCAGUUGGCACACAAACAGA
This is a messenger RNA of Girardinichthys multiradiatus, 5763 nucleotides long. RefSeq names its product adenylate cyclase type 6-like. Gene Ontology annotation, molecular function: adenylate cyclase activity. The transcript has 24 exons. Gene Ontology annotation, cellular component: plasma membrane. Gene Ontology annotation, biological process: cAMP biosynthetic process; adenylate cyclase-activating G protein-coupled receptor signaling pathway; intracellular signal transduction. Lineage: Eukaryota; Metazoa; Chordata; Actinopteri; Cyprinodontiformes; Goodeidae. Bases 462 to 4085 code for a protein of 1207 amino acids. The record is from RefSeq and is a predicted model, not a curated record.